Molecule: messenger RNA, 1051 nt
Organism: Drosophila mojavensis
Lineage: Eukaryota; Metazoa; Arthropoda; Insecta; Diptera; Drosophilidae
Gene: Cnep1r2
Product: nuclear envelope phosphatase-regulatory subunit 1 homolog
Exons: 2
Coding region: 141-533 (130 amino acids)
Cellular component (GO): Nem1-Spo7 phosphatase complex; cytoplasm
Source: RefSeq, a predicted model, not a curated record
UGGCAUUAUUUAAGAGGAAAUACAACACAAAAACAAAUUAAAUGUGAAAUCUUAUCAAAAUAAAGGAAAAAAAUUACAAAUAUAAGCUGGACAAAUUCAAACACAUAAAAGCAGCCACGAGCAUCGAGGAAAUUGGCGCGAUGGAACCAUCAGCUUGCGAGGACUUAAAGGCAUUCGAGCGGCGACUAACCGAGGUGGUUUCAUCAUACAGGCCACCCACGUACCGCUGGCGCAUCAUAUUAUCGGCAUUAUCCGUAUGCACGGCAAUCAGUGCCUGGUAUUGGCUGAAAGACCCGCGCACAACCGUCGUGCCGCUAACCGAGUCCCUAUGGAUACACCCAAUCUUCACAGUGGCCACAGUCACGUUAAUAAUCCUCUUUAUAUUUGGCAUACAGAAGCUGGUUGUGGCGCCACAGAUAAUCACGUCUCGUACGCGGUCAGUGCUAACCGAUUUUGCCCUGGAUCUCGAACCGCAUACUGGAAAGUUAAUAUUAAAGCCCCGGCAAAGUAAUAACAAUGGAUGCAAUACAUGAAGUUUUCUAGACACAAUCACAAUUAGUCUGCUUUGCUGAUAUCCAUUUAGACCCUGAUGAUGCACACUUCCGUACUGAUCGUUUUUUCGCAUCUGAAAACCUUAGUUAAAUGCAUAUAAUCCAAGUUAAUCUAAUCUUAUCACCGUGAGACACCUUUCGUUUGGUUAAAUUAUACAAACAAAAAACACUCCACUUGUACAAUGUACCGCUGGCUACGCUUGGCAGAGAAACAAAUAUAAUUAAUUGAUUUAUGGAUCACGCAACCAAAUUAAUGAUAUGUAUAAUAAUUGUUGCUCAGCUUACAGGUCGACAUGAUGUAUGUAUAUAAAUUCUCCAUUGGCCUUACGCGGAGGUUGAGGUUGGAAAUAAAUUUUUGUUGACACGAUUUUUGCCUAAGAAACUCAAAUAUUUGAACAAAUUUAAUAUAAUAAUGAUUUAAGGUCCUUUGCUCAACAAUAGGCUCUCAUAUCUGUAAAGGAUUAUUUAGUUUUUAUGCAAAUAAUAAAUUUUUAAAUUUA